Molecule: messenger RNA, 1304 nt
Organism: Mugil cephalus (flathead mullet)
Lineage: Eukaryota; Metazoa; Chordata; Actinopteri; Mugiliformes; Mugilidae
Product: carbonyl reductase [NADPH] 1-like
Exons: 7
Coding region: 70-1065 (331 amino acids)
Molecular function (GO): carbonyl reductase (NADPH) activity
Source: RefSeq, a predicted model, not a curated record
CACAAGAACACACUUUGAUUUUAGGGUCGAUCUUUUAUUCAUACAUGAUUACAUAAAUGGUAGUUUUGAAUGUCAGUGAACUUGCGCAUGCAAAUAAGGUAUUACCCGGUAUGCGCGCAUAAUGUUGCGCAGAAACGCUUAAGUUUACCGUCCUGUUUUUCCCUUUUCCUCUUCACUCCUGUGAAAGGCUUUGACCCUGCAGCUUCUCUCCUCGGCUCCAAAACACCAGCACUAAACAUGUCACCCAGGGUUGCUGUCGUAACAGGUGGUAACAAGGGUAUCGGUCUUGCCGUCGUCCGAGCCCUCUGCAAGCAGUUCCAAGGAGACAUUUACCUCACUGCCAGAGAUGUCGGUCGUGGUCAGGAAGCAGUGCAGUCUCUGUCCUCAGAGGGACUGAAGGCCAUGUUUCACCAGCUGGACAUCAACGACGUGAACAGCAUCAAGACAGCUGCAGCUUACUUCAAAGCGAAGUAUGGAGGACUGGACGUCCUCAUCAACAACGCCGGGAUCUUAUUCAAAGAUGAAGACACGACUCCGUUUGCUGUCCAGGCCGAGGUGACCCUCAAGACAAACUUCUUCGCCACCAGAGACAUGUUGACUCACUUCCUGCCGCUCAUCAAAGCUGGAGGUCGUGUGGUGAACGUCUCCAGCCUUUACAGCUCCAUGGCUUUGAAUAAGUGCAGCCCGGCCCUCCAGCAGCGCUUCCGCAGCGAGGACAUCACAGAGGACGAGCUGGUGGGACUGAUGCAGCGGUUUGUUGAUGAAGCCAAGAAAGGAAAUCACAAGGAAGACGGCUGGCCCGAAACAGCAUAUGGAGUGUCUAAAACUGGACUGACGACCCUGUCCAUGAUUCAUGCUCGGCGUUUGUCCAAGGAGAGACCGAAUGACGGGAUCUUGCUGAACGCCUGUUGUCCAGGAUGGGUGCGCACCGACAUGACCAGUGCCAAAGCCACAAAGUCACCAGAUGAGGGCGCCAUCACUCCGGUUUAUCUGGCCCUGCUGCCACCCGGAGCCACAGAACCUCAUGGAAAGCUUGUCUCCGACAAGGAAGUUCAGCCGUGGUGAAAAGGGUUGAAGUGUCUGAGUCUUUCCGAGUGUCCAAAAACAAAUGCACCAAAUCAAAUGAUGAUUUAAUAAAACCGAACUCCAUCAGUAUAUGUUUUCCUUUGCCAAGAAUUUAUAUAUCGUUUGCAAGUAAUAAGUAAACUUGUCAUAACUGGUUGAAGCUAAAUCUUGAAAUAAGAAAAACAAAAUGACACGUCACUGAUUUCAUGUGAUAACAAUUAAUGAACAUCAAAAUGAAA